AUGAAGCGUAACCCCCGCAAACUCAAAUGGACCAAAGCCUUCCGCAAAGCCGCCGGCAAAGAAAUGGUUGUCGACAGCACCCUCAACUUUUCCGCCCGCCGCAACGUUCCCGUCCGAUACAACCGCGAACACAUCGCCACCACCCUCAAAGCCAUGCAACGUGUUGCCGAGGUCCGGGCCCGUCGCGAACGUGUCUUUUACAAGAAGCGCAUGGAAGGCAAUGCCGCUAGACAGAGAGAAGCCAACAGAAAAUUGGUGGCCGAGAAUGAGCACUUGUUGCCCAAGAUGCGCGGAAGUGAGAAGAAGAGACUUGAAGAGUUGGGAGAGGAGGUCAACGAGUUGGAUUUGGAGAGCCAGCAGAGAAGUGUGUUUGGAAAGCAGAAGAUCAGGCUCAAGGAAUUGGUUGAUGGUGGUAUGGAGGAAGAUGAUGAUAUGGAGAUGGAUGAUUGA
Molecule: messenger RNA, 450 nt
Organism: Sclerotinia borealis F-4128
Lineage: Eukaryota; Fungi; Ascomycota; Leotiomycetes; Helotiales; Sclerotiniaceae
Source: the annotation of a GenBank genome assembly